Fusarium sp. VM40 is the source of this 774-nucleotide messenger RNA. Lineage: Eukaryota; Fungi; Ascomycota; Sordariomycetes; Hypocreales; Nectriaceae. The record is from the annotation of a GenBank genome assembly.
AUGGCUACCGACUUCCAGUCCUCUCUAUCUGCGAGCAUGCGCCAGAGCAUGGCGCCCGUUGGCCCCUCCAUCGCAAACCAGCUGCCCAACAUCAACUUUGGCUUUGACGACCUGCGCGAUCGCAUGGCAAAGUUCACGGCCCGAUUCGAUGCCUUCAUUGAGGAAGGCCGUAAGCGCGUACUCGAAGAGCGCAACCAAUUUCGCAUGAACGUUGCCGAACUUCAAGAGGAUCAACGUAUGAAGAAGCGAGACGUCGAAAUCAUUCAAGUCAAGACCUCAACACAUCAGCAAACUAUCGAGAAGGAAGAGGCUGAAACCCGUGAAAUGGAGAGCGCCAUCAAUUCUCUCGCCUCCCAACGCGACAACCACCUCUCCACGCGCGAUAGCCUGAAGGCCGAAAUCGCACAAACCCAAGCCGAAAUCGAAGCACGACUUGCCGCACAGCGCGAGUACUCCCAACAGCAGCAAGCUCAGUCUCGGUUCAACGUGCCAGAGCUGGACUUCUGGAUCACCAACCUGUGCCUCAAGAUCGAGGGCGCUGGCCACGACGACCGACUCAAAUUUGUGUACACGCACAUUGACGAAAAGGAUUGGGAGCGCGAGGCCUGGUUUGAGCUGGUGACAAGCUCACGCGACUACGAUGUGAAGCACUGCCGGCCUAAGAUUGAGAGGGAGAAGGUUGAGAAGGUGUUGGAUAAGCUGAAUGAGACAAGGGAGUUGGUGGUUCUGCUCAAGGGUAUGAGAGGGUUGUUUGUGGAAGCGAUGAAGUCUUAA